AUGGAAGUGGGUGACUUGAAGAAACUGAUAUGGAACGAAAACACUAACGUGUUGGCUGGCAUUGACGCCGCCGAGCUUAUUCUAUACCGAGUCGACGCUAGUGCAUUGAAUCCUCAGGACAGGAUCAAGGAAGCAAAGACAAAGAUGGAGAGCCUGAGGUUUGAAAAUGCACUGGACGCGGGUACGGCGUUAUCCAAAUUAUACCCCUCCAAUCCUCCAGAGGACACAAUCCACAUCUUUGUUGAACCUCCAACUAAAGGCGUCAAGCGCAAGGCGUCAGCUGAGGCAAACUACUAG
Acaulospora colombiana is the source of this 297-nucleotide messenger RNA. Lineage: Eukaryota; Fungi; Glomeromycota; Glomeromycetes; Diversisporales; Acaulosporaceae. The record is from the annotation of a GenBank genome assembly.